UGAGAAGGAGGAUUCUCGUUGUAAGGGUGUAGCAUACGUUGACACCAACCAAUUGAGCGCAGGCUUCGCACGACUGUGUAUCACUCCUUCACAGAGCGCUCUGGAAGUCGGUGAGGGGCAGUUUGAAGGCAAACAGUGUAAGGGAUAUACUACUUGUACCAGUACGGACUAACCGGAUUAGGUAGCGUCAAAGAUGAGUUUAUUUAGCUCCACUGAUCGCUUUGAUCACCUUUUCACCAUAGUUGAGAACGAAUUUAAGGUGGGCAGUGACAAAGGGGACCCCUCCGAGAGUGAUGUGAAAGUCAGCCUGGAUGAGGAUGCUUUAUGGACCAAGUUCAGAGAGCUGACCAACGAAAUGAUCGUCACCAAAACUGGCAGGAGAAUGUUUCCUGUUUUGAAGGUGAACAUCACUGGCUUAGACCCCAACUCAAUGUAUUCUGUGCUUCUGGAUUUUGUUGCUGCUGAUGAGAACAGAUGGAAAUACGUGAAUGGUGAAUGGAUUCCUGGAGGCAAGCCUGAACCACAGAGUCCCAGCUGUGUUUACAUUCAUUCAGAGUCCCCAAACUUUGGAGCUCACUGGAUGAAGGCACCUGUCUCAUUUAACAAAGUCAAGCUUUCUAACAAGUUAAAUGGAGGUGGACAGGUCAUGUUAAACUCUCUCCACAAAUAUGAAGCCCGGGUUCACAUUGUGAAAGUUGGAGGUACUCGGAAGAUGGUUGCCAGUCGGUCAUUUCCAGAAACACAGUUUAUUGCUGUCACAGCUUACCAGAAUGAGGCAAUCACUGCCUUGAAGAUUAAGCAUAAUCCCUUUGCAAAAGCUUUCCUUGAUGCUAAGGAAAGGCGUGACCAUAAAGAUGCUUUAGACAACCUGAGUGAUGGGCAGCAAACAGGAUAUUCCCAGAUUGGCAGUUGGUUUCUUCCAAGUAAUGGAACACUGUGCAGCCCUAUAAAUACCCCUUCACUGGCAGGGGAACCUCUCUCUUCAGGACAUGGAUCUUAUUGUGAACGUUACAGUGGCCUGAGAAAUCAAAGGGCAUCACCUUACCCAAGUCCCUACAGCCAGAGGAAUGCCUCUCCUAACAGCUAUAUUGAAAACCCGCCUUCCAGCCUUUCUGUAAUUUCUACUCAUGAUGGAUGGUCUGGACUGAACCUUUCUGCUUCUUCAGGAGUGUUGCCCAUUUCAGCAAGCAAUGCAUCGUCCACAGGCCAGUAUCCCAGCUUAUGGUCCAUCAGCAGCAAUACUCUCUGCCCCACCUCUCAGUCUAGUUCUACAUCCACUGGUCUGCCAAGCCAGCUUCUGAGAAGUUCUUCAGUAUCUUAUACCAGUCUGUCCUCUGCUGUACCAGCUCCUGCAGUAUCUCCCUUGUAUGAAGGCUCAUUGGCAGAGGUGACAGUUGGUGAAGGGCAGUAUGACUCUUGCAUUGCCCGGCUGACAUCAAGUUGGGCUCCAGUAACUCAAACAUAUUGACAUGUAGAACAGGAUUCCAUGGUAACAAUUAAUGACAUUGCUGAA
Molecule: messenger RNA, 1513 nt
Organism: Protopterus annectens (West African lungfish)
Lineage: Eukaryota; Metazoa; Chordata; Ceratodontiformes; Protopteridae
Product: T-box transcription factor T-A-like
Exons: 8
Coding region: 194-1468 (424 amino acids)
Biological process (GO): positive regulation of DNA-templated transcription; mesoderm formation; regulation of transcription by RNA polymerase II
Cellular component (GO): nucleus
Molecular function (GO): DNA-binding transcription factor activity, RNA polymerase II-specific; RNA polymerase II cis-regulatory region sequence-specific DNA binding
Source: RefSeq, a predicted model, not a curated record